AUGUCCUUCCUGGCAUCUGGCCGUGCCCGCCUCCUCCGGGGCAUCUCCAGGCACCGUCCUCCACAGCAAGGACGCUACACCGCGUGCUUCCGGCGUUACAAGGCGCAUUUCUUGCUGGACGGGACUGAUGAUGCAGCGGAGAGCGCCGUCGAAUCGCAGCAACCACCGGUGUCUCUGGCGAAGAGUCUGGCAUCUCUCGCCGAGGAAUCAACCAUUGCUGCUCAGAGGCAGCGGAAGCCCCUGUCCCGGAUGGAGCGGAAGAGGCUGGCCGAGCUCCGGAUAAAAAAGAGGGUCAAGGCGCAGUAUUUGAAUGGCAAGUUUUACGAUCUCAUGGGUAAGGUGGUGGCUACCAUUGAUACGCUGGAGGAUGCUUACGACAUUGUCCGGCUGAACUCUAAUGUCGAUCUGGCAUCUGCAAGGGACGAUGUUUGCUUCAACGCAUUGGCAGAGCAGCUCAGAAGCGGAGAGUUUGAUAUCGCUGCGAAUUCUUUCUCAGUAGCUGCAAAGAGGCAAGGAGGCGAGCGCAUUGUUCUUCCACGGCUCAACUUGAAAGUUAUCCAGGAAGCAGUUAGGGUGGUGCUUGAGGUUGUUUACAGACCUCAGUUCUCCAAGAUAUCACAUGGUUGUCGGAGUGGGCGAGGAUAUCACUCGGCGCUAAGGUUCAUAUCCACUGAAAUUGGGGUUCCAGAUUGGUGCUUUACUGUCCCCUUGUACAAGGAGGUAGAUAGUAAUGUGGUCUUAAAGCUUAUUUCACAAGUACAGGAAAAGAUUGUUGACGACCAGUUAGUGGCAUUCAUGCAAGAUAUGUUUGAUGCCGAGGCGAUCAAUUUGGUAUUUGGAGGGUUUCCCAAGGGCCAUGGAGUUCCUCAAGAAGGAGUACUUGCACCCAUCCUGAUGAAUAUAUAUCUUGACAGUUUUGACCAUGAAGUAUUUAGGAUUUGCAUGAAAUAUGAAGGCCUUUAUUCAGGUGCAACAAAUGUUACAGACAACCAGGGAUCCAAGUUGCGUCUCUGGUUUAGAAGUCAAAUGAAGGACAUGGAUCUAAAUAAUGAAGAUCAAACAGAGGGCCAGCCAAACGUGAGGUUAUAUGCUUGCAGAUACAUGGAUGAGAUUUUUGUUGCAGUUGUGGGGUCCAGAGACAUAGCAGAAACUGUAAAGUCUGAAGUUGUUGAUUACUUAACCAAAUCGCUUUACCUGAAAGUUGAUGAUGGAUUGUGUCUUGUGCCAGUAAAAAAGGACUCUCGGGGGUUGCAGUUUGCUGGCACUGUAGUUAAGGCAACAACAAAAGAAAGUGCUGCACUGAAAACUGUUCAUAAACUGAAGGAGAAGGUCCGUUUAUUUGCUUGUCAGAAGCAAGAGAUAUGGGAUGCUAUGAAUCUUAGGUUAGGAAAGAAGUGGUUGGCAUAUGGUUUGAGAAGGGUAAAGGAGUCUGAGAUCAAGUCACUUGGUCUUAGUACUCCGUUGCUGGAUCACAUUGCACAAUUUAGGAAAGAGGGCAUGAAGACAGAUCAUUGGUUCAAAACUUUACUUAAGGUAUGGAUGCAGGACAUCAAUGCCAAAAAUGAAGCUAAUGAGGAGGUGCUCCUGUCAAAAUACAUUGCUGAACCAGCACUUCCGCAGGAACUCAGAGAUGCUUUUAACAACUUUCAGAAGCAAGCUAAUGAUUAUAUCUCAUCAGAAACUGCUGCUACAGAAGCACUGUUGUCCAGCUUGAAGAAUAAGGAAUCAAUGUAUACCUGCCCUGAUGAUGCUGCCAUUAAGAUUUAUGCGCCUCUUAGUUAUAUCAAGAAGUGCCUCAAUCGCUAUGGUGUAACUAAUCUUGAAGGUUUCCCUAAACAUGUUUCAGCCCUUGUUUUGCAAGAUGAUGAGCUAAUCAUAAGUUGGUUUGCAGGAAUAAUUCAUCGUUGGGUAAGAUGGUUCUCUGAGGUUGACAAUUUUAAAGAGCUUCAACUUAUGUUAGUUGAAUGUGUCAGGAAAUCCUGCAUUCGGACACUAUCUGCAAAGUACCGAAUGUACGAAAAAUUGACAGAAAAGCGGUUUGAACUUGAUGAUUAUGGCAUUCCAAUGGUCGAGGACUUUGAGGCAAUGAUAGCACAGCUAGAACCUAGUUCUUCCUCAGUUUCCGCUGAUGAAGCUCUGACGUAUGGCAUUUCUAGUAGUGGCUUAUGUGUGCUCACCCUCUCAAGAGUUAGAGUCCCUGCUCGGAAAUUCAACUGCUUUGUCAUGGGCUGCCAAUCUUCGUCACCAAGUUUGUACAUCAUUCAUGUGAAGGAGAAACAGCGGUUUCCAGGAUGGAGGACAGGUUUCUCAUCAUCAAUUCAUGGGAGUUUAAAUGGUAGACGAAUUGGGUUGUGUACUCAACAUGUUAAAGAUCUAUAUCUAGGACAAAUCUCCCUUCAGUCAGUUGAUUUUGGUGUGCUGAUUAGAUGA
Messenger RNA from Triticum turgidum subsp. durum (durum wheat), 2430 nucleotides. Lineage: Eukaryota; Viridiplantae; Streptophyta; Magnoliopsida; Poales; Poaceae. The record is from the annotation of a GenBank genome assembly.